UCAGGGGAAGGCAGCUCCGCCAGAAAGGUCAAAGCGUUUCGUUGCGUCGGCUCGAGAGUGAGCUCCACAUAAUAAGUUUCUCAUUCAUUGACCAACUACAAACGUCUCCUCCUCACCUGCCCCGAUUUCUCUUGUGAUCGAAACAAUUAAAGAACCCUCUUCUCUUCUCCUCAAUUAAGCAGUCGAGAUGGGAGCAGGCCGUGGAGGAAACCCAGUUUGGUUCGUGUUGUGGCUGCUGGUGCUGAUCUUCAUCGGCUUCUGGGUCGGCUUCUUCUGCGCCGGCUGGUACGUCCUUCUGGCGCCGCUCGCCGUCUGCAUCCCUGCCAUCAAGGGCAUCACCGACAUAUUAAUGAAAGGGGUGCAACUUCCGGUGUACUGCGCUGAAUCGAUGAUGGCGAUGAAGUCACCUUUCUAAACCAAUGAGACCUUUGAUCAAAUUUAAAAUUUAAACCAUAUAUAAUCAAAAAUGAAAGAACUUGAUUAAGAAGUGUGAACUAAGUGCCUUUUCUCAAUGCACUCUGCUCUGAGAAAUGUCAAAUGACUGUCAAUAUGUGUGCCUUAUAUCAUGGCGAUGGAAUUAAGAAUAAUUAUUUUUUCACAUUAAAAUUCUAGUAUAUUAUGACCUUUUCACUGGAAAAUUAAGUGUCUUUCUUAAAAAAGGAGAAAUUUCUGCAAUAAAUAAUACUUACGGCACAA
Neocloeon triangulifer is the source of this 696-nucleotide messenger RNA. RefSeq lists its product as uncharacterized. The record is from RefSeq and is a predicted model, not a curated record. The transcript is spliced from 3 exons. NCBI's taxonomy places the organism in Eukaryota, Metazoa, Arthropoda, Insecta, Ephemeroptera, Baetidae. The coding region runs from base 188 to 415 and encodes 75 amino acids.